ACUUAAGUCCAACGGUGCACGCAUUUUUCUCACAUAUUCCUCGAAACUACCUAGGACACAAUGAGAUUCUUGGAAGCGCGAUUCAUGCUUUUCGCUUUCGCUGUUCUUUCCGAUGUUUAUUGUUCCGAUGAUUUGGACGCUGUGUAUGUCGGCAAGGUCGGUGAGAGUUAUGUAGAUUAUCAAAGCUAUCAAGAUCUCGACACGUUUCUUUCCGUGGAAUGCGAGAAACACGAGGAGUAUAGCGAGUGUUUCGGGGAUCGGACGUGCCAGAAAACGUGCGAGAAUAUGGAUCAGUGGGAAAAGAUGAGUUGCGCCAGGAGGAAAGUCUGCAUUCGCGGUUGCAUCUGCGAGGACGGCUACGUACGGGAUAAUUACGGCGGCGUCUGCAUCAGGGAAAACAACUGCCCCAGAGUGAGACAUUAACUUUGCGAGAAGCAGAACGAGAACGUCAAAAGUUAAUAAAAGAGUCCGCGUGACUUGUGUGUAAUAAACAGGCGAAAAGAAUUGAUUAUGAGAUGCGGAAACGAGCGAAAUUUAUCGAGCUUCAUUAAUACAAAUGUGCUUUUAGGAACCACUCUUUUAUGUACUAUGCGUAAUUAAUUGCGAGUGAUUCAACGCAAAUGCAUCUUGUGUCAACGUCUCGAAAUAAAAACGAUCGUCAGAAAAGAAUACCACGAUAUAGUUUAAAUUGGAUAAAUUAUACAUUCCUCAAACGUGUUUGCGUACAUCGACGUUGCGUUCGUGCACCUGCGUAUACAUGCAUUCCGUACGAUAAACGCGUCUCGCUGUUUAGCAUUCGCUUACUCAGAACUGCAGGACUCGAUAAAAGGUAAAAGGAACACGCAAGUAUAAGCUUUAUCGUACCGCGAGCCAUUUAAAUUCCAUUUCAAAUUCACUGAAGCCUGAAGCGAAGCCGCCCCACUCGUAGACUUUCAUAUGGUGCAUUUCUACUAAUCGAGAGACACGGCGAGAGGGACCUAACGCGGCGCGUGUCUUUGGCAAAUAAUUUCAAGAGCCGGGUGCGGUUAAUUAUGAAAAGGAAAGGUAAGAUUUGCGAGGAAUUUCGAAUUUUUAUCGACCUUUAUUUCUUUUCCCACAGGACGACUUUUUUUCUCGCGGCUCUACGCCCGUCGAGAGGAAAUGUCUCGCUGAUGGCGGUCGAGAGGGCGAAAUUCCAUCGCGAUGCAACGCUUGACAAAAUCCCACGUUGCUCCUAACUCGCACGACUUGUCGAGAUCCGGUGUCGGUGGCAUCGUGUAACCACGCGCACGCAUACAAACCAGCCAGUCUUCGUACCACGCGCGCGCGGUCGUUGCUGUUAGUCCGCUCCGAUCGGCGGUGGUGAUGCGAGCGAGCGAGCGAGCGGGGCGGGGCGGGGCGGGGCGGUGCGGCUGUUUCUCUCUUUUCCGUGACUUCCUCCCGUGCGAGGCAGGCGAGGCCAGCCUCGGUCGGCCUCGGUCGUCCUUGCCCCUUUUGCUAGGCAGCACGUCCGUUACCAUCUACUAGCUGGCGCGAAAACAUCAACUCAUUCCCAACGGAUUAGAAAGGCUCGCCAGCCUUUCGGGGCCUCGGGUAGCGAUGGGUACCGAUCCAAUUCUCUCGGUGACGGAACACAUCGGAAAUCGGACUACGCUCUACGCGCUAUCGUAAUGAACUUUCGAUCAACUUUUUAGGGACAGAGGAGAAAACAAAUAUGACCAAAAAAUGGUGUGGCUUGAGGACGACAGAGAGCAACGGGACUGAGAAUUUACGGCGUGCUGCUAACAUUUUGAAAUAUGGACUCUGCCGAGGACCAAAUGCACGUUUAGGAUCAGAGUGCUUGAUUUACAACCUGUUUCAAACAGAUCAAGAUUACGGCUGAAAAAAAAAGGACGCAAUGUUAACUAAUAAAAUACAAUGUAACCAUGAUGGAGGAGAACCUUAUCGACGAUUAAAUGAUAAUUGAUGAAAAAUCACGGUUGAUCCCAUCGCUAGCAUGGGGGAAUCUUCUCUCUCCUCGUCUCUCACGAACCAUUCACGCGUAGGAGGGAAAGUUACCGGGAAUUUCUUCCUCCCUCCAUUCUCCUCUCUUCUCUCCUGGCAUCGCGUUUCCUUCGGACACCUCGACGGAAGCUGCGACCUCGGCGAUCGGCGCUUGGUCACGAAAACGAACGAACGGAACAAAGCAGGCGCGUGCUUUUUGUCAAGCGCGCGCCGGAAGGGCCGGCAGGAAACGUCCGUAUUGCAGGUCUUUGUUCUUCCGCAUUUGGCAAAUCUCCCAACGUGCGCCAAUCGCCGAUCGGCACCUCGGUAAAUGUACAAGUAGCCCAUAAAUGCACGAGGGACGAUAAGCAUGCUGUGCGAUGAAUCACCUGCAUCGUCGUUGUCACCGGAUUCACGACAGCCGUUACGUUGCCCAUCACCUCUCGGAAUCUUUUCGACCGCGCAACCGGAUGUAUAAGAUGAAACGAAGACGAAGCGAGAUGUAAAGAGGGUAAAGAAGACCUCGCAUUCCUUAGUCAUUAUGAAUGCGAUAUAGCCACGACGAUUUAUAUAGCGAUGGAUUAAAAAUGAAAUGUGAUCGACAACCGAGCCGAGUCUUUACCGACGUAAUAUAUUCUUGCACUUUUUUCCUCAUUCAUUGUGCCACAAUUUAUAUAGACAUGUGCAAUUUGUGCCGAAAGCACAAAGAUGUUUGCGAGCGUGACAAAUGUAUGUCCUACACGUGUGUCUGAAGCGUGGAGAGUUUAAAGAAUUUGUUUCCAUCGAUGAAGCGGAAAAAGAAGAUCAUUACGGGGCCAAAGUUUCUUCAUCGUGAAUAUUUUUGCAUUAUCUACACGCCAUCGUUUUAUUAUGUAUGUAAUGUUUGAUAAAUUUUGUAAUUGUUUUUUUUUUCUUCUUUAUUAACAUAACCGCGCGUUCGCGUUGCGCAUACCGACGUGCAUUAUCUUCCGGAACGUGUUCAGAGACGCAUUUCUGCAAUGAAAGCAAAAAAAGAACAAAAAGAAUGUCGUGUAAUGAUUCAUCGAUUAAUCCUUGCCCGGUCUUGGCUCGUCCCGUUUGUCGCGUUAACAUCCAAAUUGAAUAGCUAUACGAUAUAAAAAUGUACAUUACGUCAUAGAAUAUAUCCGAGCGAGAAGGCAUUGCGGUUACUCGUCGAGAUUGCUUGAUUUAUUCAAGUGUCGGAAACUGCAUCGGCUUAUUAGAGGAUGUAUAAAAUACGAGCGCAUAGUUGCAACCGCGAUAUACUCGUCCCCUUGACCGCUCCCACCCUCCGCCUCUAUGCCCCUCUAUCCUCUCCCCGCAUCGCGGUACCGGUCUUUCGCCGUGAAACCGAUAAAUUAUGCAUUCCAUUAUUCAUGCUCGCUCGCCAUAAUCAUGUACCGGCGGUUGACAAGAUCCUGUCAUGCUUUACAGGCCUCUCGGCUCCGCGUUUGUUUGCUACUUCGAGGUAAGGAGGACCGUUUACGGCAGUGACUGUGAGCUAUUCAAUUUACCAGCUUGAAUACGGCUAAGCUUUGAGGAUGCAAGGAUCGUAGGAUAGAAGAAGACGCGGAAGAAGAGACGCGGAACGCCCGUCUAGUUGAGUCCGCGCGAAACUCAAAAGACCAAAAAUGCCGGAAAGUAAUAAAUUAUUUAUAAGCUACACUCUCUUAAGAGGCUAUCGCAAAGUUUCACGCUCGUCUUUCUCGCACGCUCAUGCUCGCAUAUUCGAAUCAAGUGCUGGAUGUAAUUGUAAAAUAUUUAAAACGAAGGAUACCUUGUACGAGCUAUUAUUGCGUAUACAUCCCUCGUUUAAUUUAUUGUACAGAUAAUUAUUGCAGAUAAAUAUAUAAAGUUGCUUAUCGUUGGACGCGAUGGCAAUUGAAUAAUA
Molecule: messenger RNA, 3853 nt
Organism: Camponotus floridanus (Florida carpenter ant)
Lineage: Eukaryota; Metazoa; Arthropoda; Insecta; Hymenoptera; Formicidae
Product: mucin-5B-like
Exons: 4
Coding region: 61-423 (120 amino acids)
Source: RefSeq, a predicted model, not a curated record